Sparassis crispa is the source of this 840-nucleotide messenger RNA. RefSeq lists its product with no specific name. The coding region runs from base 1 to 840 and encodes 279 amino acids. Lineage: Eukaryota; Fungi; Basidiomycota; Agaricomycetes; Polyporales; Sparassidaceae. The record is from RefSeq and is a predicted model, not a curated record. The transcript has 3 exons. Gene Ontology annotation, molecular function: catalytic activity.
AUGCCCCGUCCGAUGAACAGGGAGGAGGCUCUGCAACGCCUGCGCGAGACGAUCGCCUCCAGGAGCAUCAUCCUGGGCGCCGGUGCAGGCAUCGGCCUGUCUGCUAAAUUCAUCGAGAAGGGUGGCGCAGACCUCAUCGUGCUCUAUAACAGCGGCCGCUUCCGUAUGGCAGGCCGCGGUUCUCUCGCAGGUCUUAUGCCAUACGGAGACGCUAAUGCAAUAGUUCUCGAAAUGGCAAACGAAGUCCUGCCGGUUGUCUCGCGCGCGGGUGUGCUCGCGGGCGUGUGCGGCACGGACCCAUUCCGGUCGAUGCCUCGCUUCCUGCGCACGCUCGCAGACGUCGGUUUCUGCGGCGUGCAGAACUUCCCGACCGUGGGCCUAAUCGACGGCGUGUUCCGUCAGAAUCUCGAGGAGACAGGGAUGGGAUACUCCCUGGAAGUCGACAUGGUCCGCGAGGCGCACUCCAUCGGGCUCCUCACGACCCCAUACGUCUUCAAUGUCGGCGACGCCGAGGCGAUGACGCACGCCGGCGCGGACGUGCUUGUCGUCCACAUGGGUCUGACCACGUCUGGCAGCAUCGGCGCGGUCACGAGCGUCACAUUGGACGACUGCGUGAGCUCGAUUCAGGCGUGCAGAGACGCGGCGGUGAAGAUCAAUCCAGAAAUCAUUGUCCUCUGCCAUGGCGGACCUAUCGCCCGUGCGGAGGACGCGCACUAUGUGCUCAGUAGAACGAAGGGGGUCCACGGGUUCUUCGGCGCGUCCAGCAUGGAGCGUCUGCCGGCUGAGGUGGCGAUCGAAGAAAACACGAAGGAGUUCAAGAAAUUGCGACCUGGACAAUAG